ACAAAGAAAGUAAUGGCGUCGGCUGGAGAGUUAAAUGUUUUAUCGUUGAAUGAGGAUGAAAUAUAUGAAAUUGUGUCAAUGUGGAGCGUAGAAGCAUUGAAGGAAUAUCUUAGAAGACGAGAUCUUUCAACAGUAGGAAAGAAAGAAAUGUUAGUGGCCAAGGUUUAUGCAGCUGCAUUAGCCAAUGUCCCAGUAAGUAAAAGUGCCACUGAAAGAGCUGAGGAAAUUAGUAGGACAUAUCAAUCCCUGCUAGUCAUAGGUGAUAUCAGGAUUCCAGACCCAUUCGUGGUGGAUUCUUGGACAGGAGAACCCAAGAGCAUCGAGCUAUGGCCUCCCAUCACAAUAUAUGACAUUUCAGAAUUUUUAAAGGAACAUGAUGUUGCAAUAUCAAAUGCCAAUUUAAGAACACGUCUGUUGAGGGACUAUAAAGAGCAAAAAGCUUAUUCAUAUUUUGCCUCCAACUGGGUGUUUGAAGUGAAACAUUUUAAUGUCCCAAAUUCUUCUAUUAUACUUUUAAGAGCAAAUGUCACUCCUUCUCAAAGGCUAAAUGACCCACCACACCAGGCCUGGAUUGCUAGCAGUGAAGAUGGCAAAAUAUUGAGGGCCUAUUGCACAUGCUUUGCUGGACUGGGACAGGCAUGUAAUCAUGUGGCUGCCAUUUUGUUUAAAGUGGAGUAUGGAUGGAGAACUGGGCUAUCCCAGCCAACUAGCACAUCCAAAGAAUGUGUUUGGCGGGCACCAAAACAGUCGAAGGCCAUCCUGACCCCAAAGCGGAUUCAAGAUAUGGCUUGGAAGUCUCCCUCUAUGGCAAAUAUAGACAGCUCCAAGGUAAUAAACCCAGAGCAUCGGGCAAAGUACCAACCAGAGGUAGAUAUGAGCAAGGGCCAGAGUCUUGAGGAAUUCAUAGAUGUCCUUAAGAUCAUCCAAGAUGAUGCUGUUUUCCUUAAAGAGAGGGAGGAAGGCCACUUUUUGCCUGAAACUAACCAAAGUCUACCCCCACCAUUGGCUGUUGUUGCCAAAAAGUACAGCACAGAGGAAGACUUCAUUGAAAAUCUCCCCAGUUACGACAAGGAUGAAAUAAAAGAUAUAGAAAAGGCAACAAGAGGUCAAGCAAGAAAUUCAGUCUGGUUUGAGCAGAGGGAAGGCUCCUUGACAGCUUCAUGUUUUCAUGAUAUUCACACAAAAAUGGAGUCAUCCAAAAAGACAGAGGUCGAUUUUAACCCCCUCAUAAGUAGAUUACUUUAUGUCAGCCCCCCUUCUGAUUUACCUGCAUUAAAGUAUGGACGUGACAUGGAACCUGUUGCUGCCACAGAAUUUGAGAAGAUGAUGCAUAGUGAAGGGCACAGGGACUUGAAGGUUACAGAAUGUGGUCUCUUUACAAGUGCAAAUUUUAGUUUUUUAAGGGCCUCUCCUGACCGCAUUAUUGAUGAUGCUUGCUGUGGCAAGGGGACUGUAGAAAUUAAAUGCCCAAUCUCUGCAGCACACACAGUCCCCAAUUCAGAUAGUUUAGACUAUUUAGUUAGAUGUGGUGAUAGAGACAUAUUGAAAGAAAAUCACAAGUACCUAACACAGAUUAUUGGUCAGAUGGCAAUAACAGAUUGUCAGUAUUGUGAUUUUUUUGUUUAUUCAAAGUUUGGUUUUUUUAUCAGAGAAUUAGAUGGGAUGAAGUAAAGGCUCAGUGGGUUUCAAUUCUCCAGAAUCUUCGGAAUUUUUAUUUUUUAUACUUUGCACCAGAGUUGAUAUCUAGGCGCAUUUUGAAAAGCAGAAUCGAAUCCAACAAUCAUGACAGGGCAGUAGUUUCUACCAGUACAAAAGUAAAAGCAAAGAAGUCUGUGAAAACAAAAACCAGAAAAACCCCAGUGUACAUAUGUAGAAUUUGCAAGAGUAAAUGUAUAGAAAAUGCUGAAGAUGAAGAAGCAUAUAGCAUAUUGUGUUCAAUGUGUGAUAAGUGGUUUCACUGGACUUGUGUUGGAAUUGACAAGGACUCUGAAGAAGCAAAUGAUGAGGAUGUCCUGUGGUUUUGUCCAAUUUGUUCACAGAUGAAAUAAUUGCACUUUUAUGCUUAAAACUUGUCUUUAUUGAACAUAAAUGUUGACUUUUUCUCAAAUUUUGUUGCAAUAAUGAAAAUACUAUGAUGUAAAUGUCCUACUCAAUAUCAAAUAUAUUGAACAAAAAUGUGGAAAAUGAUAUAUACUGUACAUAGAGCAGGUGCAUUAUUAACAAGAGUAUAUACAAUGCAACCUAUUGUGAAAAUAAAAAAGUAAAUAGAAAGUUGCUAUAAAAUUAACCAGAUAUGCAGUUCAUUAGUGUUAUCAACAUUAGAUAAAUAAGUAUUAUUAUGACAAAAUGCAAUGAACACCUAUUUGGCACAGAUUCAAUUUGAUUUUCCCAGUGUUAAAAUACAUGUUUAGCAGAAAUACUGCAUUGAAUUUUAUGUGGGGUUGUAAUAACAUUCACUUUGGCACAAGUAUCAAGAGCGCAAAUACUGAUUAUAGUAAAUAUAUGUCAAGCAUAAACAGAACAAGUGAGGUUUCAAAUACAACAAGGAAUACAUAAGUUGUAAUUUGUAAUGAUUUUUGUUUCAAAUACUGAGCAUUGUUAAAUUGCACUUAACAAAAAUGUGAAAAAAUAUUACAAAUAUUGAGCAUAAUAAACAUAUAUUGAGCAUAAACAAAAAUAGUGAG
Lingula anatina is the source of this 2684-nucleotide messenger RNA. RefSeq lists its product as uncharacterized. The record is from RefSeq and is a predicted model, not a curated record. Lineage: Eukaryota; Metazoa; Brachiopoda; Lingulata; Lingulida; Lingulidae.